Molecule: messenger RNA, 2629 nt
Organism: Schistosoma rodhaini
Lineage: Eukaryota; Metazoa; Platyhelminthes; Trematoda; Strigeidida; Schistosomatidae
Source: the annotation of a GenBank genome assembly
CGGAAAAGGCGGGCGACUGAACGAAAAGUGAUUUUGAUACAGUUUAACAACAACGAGUACAGCAAAACAAUCACUGGUACAAUUGGGUUAUAAUAGUCACUACAGGGUUACCAAAAGACUCAGAAUAUUUGUGAUAUCGAUGCAUUAUCUAAUAUUUUUUGGUGGAUUACAAUCUUUCUUAUCAACUUCAAAGGAUUGUUAAGUCGUAUUUCUGCUAGAAAAAAUUUCAUUCAUGGUCAAAUUACGGGAAAGCGUUAACUAUUUGCGGCAUUUUGAAAAACACCAGCUGUUCCGUCAGUCCUAUUUUACCAUAGUUGUAAGAUCGACGGAAAAUCACGAAUAAUCUUUUAUACCUAUAAAAGCGUUUCUUUGCUUCCAAGUUUUAAUUAUCUACUCACCAUAUAUUUUGACAAGUGUAACCUAUCAACAAAUCAGUUUGAAUAAGAAUGUUUCUGAAUACUUUGUCACCCAAAUUUUAUGUGGCUCUAACGGGAACAAGCUCCUUGAUAUCGGGGCUUAUUUUGAUUUUUGAGUGGUGGUACUUUAAAAAGUACGGAAAGUCGUUUAUCGAACAGAUUUCCUGGACCCACAUAUACCCACUCAUCGGUGGAAGUGAUGAAGAUAAUGAAUGUGAUAGUGUGGACUCUAAUGGUCCGCUAGCGUCUACACAAGAGUGUAAGGUGUGGAGAAAUCCUUAUAGUUUGUUUAGAGGGGCGGAGUAUCGAAAGUUCUUCCACGAAACAGGUCGUGACCCCCUGACGUAUUAUGAUAUGAACUUGUCUGCCCAAGAUCAUCAGACAUUUUUCACGUGUGAAGCAGAUGGCGGAAAGCCUGAGUAUGAAAUUAUGCAACUUUCGUGGCGAGAGCGGAAUCACGAAGAAAGAAUCAAAAAGACGAAGGAGGCCUUGGCUAAGAACCCAGAAUGUGCAACUGCAAUGAUCUUGCUUGCAGAGGAGGAGUGCUCCUACAUAGUAGAUGUGGAAAAAGUAUACAAACAAGCAUAUAAAGUUGCUGAGACAAAUCUUCGUCGUUCUCAACAGCUUCAAAACCACAGUCCAGCGCAUGAAUCAAUGUAUCGGAGAGAUAUACAUGCAUUUGUUUUCAUUCGACGUCGACUUGCAAUGUGUGCAAGGAAAUUGGGUAAAUUGAAAGAAGCAAUAAAAAUGAUGAAAGAUCUCAUAAAGGAAUAUCCAAAUUUAAAUCUUUUCAAUAUCCAUGAAAAUCUCAUUGAAUGCUACCUAGCUGCCCAACAAUAUGCUGAUGCUCAGGCUUUCCUAGCUAAAUACGAUGAUAUCAACUAUCCGAAAUCAGCUACUAUAUGUUACACUGCAGCUUUGCUUAAAGCCAGACAAGUAUCUGAAAAAUUUUCUCCGGACUUAGCGUCACGUAGGGGUUUGAAUGCAGCUGAACUGAGUGCUGUUGAAGCUAUUCAUCGGGCUGUUGAAUUUAAUCCACAUGUGCCAAAAUAUCUUCUUGAAAUGAAACCUCUAAUAUUGCCUACAGAGCACAUUUUAAAACGUGGCGAUUCUGAAGCCAUUGCCUAUGCAUUUUUUCAUUUAGCUCAUUGGAAGGCUGUAGAAGGUGCAAUUAAUUUAUUAUAUUGUACAUGGGAGGGAACUUUUCGACUCAUUCCAUAUCCUCUAGAAAAAGGAAACCUCUUUUAUCCAUAUCCCCAUUCAACUACAGCAACUGAUCGAGAACUUUUACCAAGUUUUCAUACACUAUCUGUGUAUCCGAAAAAAGAUGUGCCAUUUUUUAUUCUAUUUAUUGCAACUCUAUGCUCUUUAACAGCUAUACUUACAUGUUUAACUCAUGUAUAUCCUGAACAAAUGGGAUCACUUUCUAGUAAGGUGAGUACAAAUAACUUUUCAAAAGUGAUUUUUUUAUGCCUAAACGGUACUAUAAGUUAAGCAUAAUCGCCACUAGUAUUUGAAGUCUCAAUAUGAGUACUAGAAAAACAACAGAAAACGUUCAAUUACACAUUUUCUAUUCCUAAACUACUUACAUGAUAAAGUCAAUCAACUGUUUUAUGACACAACAUUGGAUACGACUGAUCACGUAAUGGAUGCGAUUAUUUACCUCAUAUCUAAAAUAUUAGUAGUUUGUUCAGUUGCCCUUUUAUUUAUUUUUAUGGUAUUUUCUAUGUAUUAAUAAUUCUUAGAUUAUGUGGGCUUACAGUAUAGUAAACAAUUUAACUUGACGUUUCGUUCAGUUUCAUUGAUGGACACUACCGCUUAGAUUCUGAAACCAACUAAUUUUCCUUCUUUCACAGACUCUCAACUGGUUUUUCAGUCCAAUCAAUUAUCUAUUGGAAAAACUAGAAGGAUUACUAAUUUUGUUAGCUCCAACGUCUGCUCGAAAGCUUUUAACUUAAACAACUUAAUAAUAAUUCACGUUCAAAAAAGCAUUUUUUCCCUUCAGAUGACAAAUGUUUCAGUCUUAAUGUCAUAAUGUUGCUUUUUCGUUGUUUAUUUCUAUUGCAAUACUGUUGUUUUGUUCGGUACUUACUUUUCCGAUGUUUCACUAAUAUCAUAACUAGCUUUAAACAAUAUUUAUUUGUGUUUUGUCCAUAAAAGUAUAGUCCGCAGACUACUAUGAAAAAAAUAAUAUAUAUAUAUAUAUAUAUAUA